This is a messenger RNA of Pelagomonas calceolata, 1864 nucleotides long. The record is from the annotation of a GenBank genome assembly. NCBI's taxonomy places the organism in Eukaryota, Pelagophyceae, Pelagomonadales, Pelagomonadaceae.
GCUUGCUCUUGCUAGUGUCUUACAUGCCGCUAGCCCACUGGGGAUUUAGGCUGUUCAGUUUUGAGCUCGUUGGCGGCCUUAUCGGUGGCGUCAGACGCAGGGCUGCGCCCUCUGGCAUCCCUGAUCGCUGUAGCACACGGCGCGAGCGCUUUCAGGCCCGCCCACGACGAUGCAGGCCCUCACGGGCAUCACCUCCCGCUUGGACCGCGUACAGUCGUUCCUGGACGACAAAAUAGCCGACACGCCCUUGGCGGAUCUCAACGAUGACGAGCAGCGCAAGGAGGAGGACGCGGCGAUAGCGGCGAAACGGCGCCGCGCCGCCGCCGCGAGCGCCGACGCCGUCAAGGACGAGCUGCUCGGCGCCGUGCAGGACGACGACGACGACGACGACGACCUCGAGACCGACGCGCUGAAGGCGGAAAACGCGCGGCUGAAGCGCGAGGUCCGUUCCUUGACGACGGAUUUGGAGGCGGCCGAGCGCGACGGCAACAACUAUAGGAACGACGCGCGCGACGCCCGGAAGAAGCUCGCGGCGCUGAAGCGCGCGCAGGACGACGAGGACGACAGCACCAAAAAAGCGGAGGCGUCUCUACGAAGAGACCUCGCCGACGCGCAGGCCGGCGCGGCCAAAGCAUCAGAGAUCGCAAAAGCAGCACGCGACGCGGAAUUGAAGCUGCAAACAGCUUUAGAUGAAGAAAGACGAAAGGCCGCGCAGCUGACGGAGCAACUCGGCGACGCGCGCGACUCACUGCUCGACGCACAGAGCCGCGCGGCGCGCGCCGACGCCGACGCCGGCGCGGCGCGGCGCGAGGCGGAACUGCGGGACGAGGUCGCGUCGCUCGCCGCCGCUUUGGCGGCCGCGAAGGCGGAGCCGGCGGCGCCCGUCAACCACGACGACGAAGCCAAGCGCCGGCGCCAGGACGACCGCUACACCGAGAUGACGCGGCGCGUCGCCGAGCUGGAGUCCGAAGCGGCGGCGGCGGCCGCCCUCCAACGCGAGCAGGCCGAUGAAAUCAGAAGGAAUAACGCGGCUGCCCGCGAGCAGCGCCAGCGGGAAACAGCAAAUGCCGAGAGCGAGAAACGGGAUCUGGAAGAGAGCCUCGAGGCCAUGCAGCGCGAGCGCGACUCCUUACAGGCGAAGCUGCGCGAGGCCGAUGCGACGAUCGCAGCACAACAGCAGCGGUCGCAGCAGCCGCAGCUGCCUCCCCCACAAAACGCGCGCGACGGCGCGCUGGCCGCGCAGCUCGUGCGGAAGCAGGCGCUGCUGGAUGCGGCGACCGCGGACCGGGACGGUUUGCGGAGCUCGCUGAGUGCGCAGCGGCGCGCGAACGAGAGUCUGCGCGUCGAGCUCGACGAGGCGCGGCGGAGCCGCGCGGACGACCCGCGCGGUUUGAGAAGGAGGCUGAAGCUCCAUCGAGCGCCGAAUACCGGAUUAGGGGGCGCGGUCGACACGGUGGACCAGUGGAUGGCGUCGGCGCUGCGCCUGCUGAACUCGUCGCCCUUGUUCCGGCUUGUCUUCUUCGCCUGGGUCGUACUGCACCACGCCUACGUGUUCAUGGUGUUCUUCUACCACCACCUGCCGCACAUUGGUGGAAGUGCGCCGCCGCGGUUGAGAGGAGGCGGGCGGGCGGCCGUGGACGCGCUCGGUUAGUAAGAUUCUUUGUCUGUAGUCGCGACGAUGGCGUCGCGGGGAGUCGUCUGGAUGCCUCCGGAAAUGCCCGCGCCUGUGACAAAAUCACGUUAUUUUUUGUCGCGCCCAGCAGAGAUCAGUCCGAGGGCUCCCGUACGGCCCUUGGAACCGUCAAGGACCGGGCGGGGGCGCGCGCUGCUAGAGGCUAGUAGGGAAUCACGUUGGAAACGGGCU